AUGUUUACUUUGAAAAAGUUAAGACUGGGAUGACUCCUGAAACCUACGAGUCUCUAUUUGUUGAAUAUUCGUGGGCGUGCAACAAGCUCUGGCCCAGACAUAGCUAAAGAAAAACCCUCAGAAAAUUAUAUAACCACCUGAGCUAAACAAAGAAAAUACUGAAGGAGUAAUUGAAAAUGGGAUCAGCAGAUGAAAGCAACAGUAACAGAAGUUUAAUGGCAUUGACAGUGCCUCGGUUAGUGGGCGGGCUUCUGGUGUCUGCAGCGCUGCUGGGAGUGUAUUUGGCCCCUGAAGCUUUCAUUCCAUUUUCGAGGCGAAUGAAAAGAAAGAAGAAGCGCGUGAGGGUGUACAUGGACGGUUGUUUCGACCUGAUGCAUUACGGCCACUGUAAUGCACUCAGACAGGCUCGUGCACUCGGCGAUGAGCUCGUUGUCGGUGUUGUAAGCGAUGAGGAAAUCAUAGCCAACAAAGGGCCUCCUGUCAUGUCGUUGAAUGAAAGGAUGGUGAUGGUAAGUGCUAUUAAGUGGGUGGAUGAGGUUAUUGCAGAUGCUCCUUAUGCGAUCAAUGAAGACUUUAUGAACAAAUUGUUCAAUGAGUAUAAAAUUGAUUACAUCAUACAUGGAGAUGAUCCGUGUUUACUUCCAGAUGGCAGUGAUGCUUAUGCUCUUGCUAAGAAGGUUGGACGAUAUAAACAGAUAAAGCGAACAGAAGGUGUAUCGAGCACUGAUAUUGUUGGUCGAAUGCUGCUUUGUGUCAGAGACAGGCCCAACAGUGACAGUCAUAAUCAUGCUUCUUUACAACGACAAUUUAGUCAUGGGCACAACCAGAAGACUGAGAGUGGUGGUUCUUCAAAUGGAACUCGAAUUUCCCAUUUUCUCCCUACAUCUCGUCGAAUUGUGCAGUUUUCCAAUGGGAAGGGUCCUGGACCAGAUGCACGUAUUAUUUACAUUGAUGGUGCUUUUGAUCUUUUUCAUGCCGGACACGUGGAGAUACUAAAACGUGCUAGAGAGCUUGGAGAUUUUUUGCUUGUUGGUAUUCACACAGAUCAAACUGUCAGUGUUCACCAAGGGCCUCAUCAUCCGAUUAUGAAUCUUCAUGAGCGAAGCCUUAGUGUUCUAGCUUGUCGAUAUGUGGAUGAGGUUAUUAUUGGGGCUCCAUGGGAGAUCACCAGAGAUAUGAUUACAACCUUCAACAUCUCAUUGGUUGUCCAUGGCACUGUUGCUGAGAAUGAAAAUCCUUUGAAUGGCCAAGUUGAUCCAUAUGAAGCACCUAAGAGUAUGGGAGUAUUUAAGAUACUGGAAAGCCCAUUGGACAUAACAACUACAACAAUUAUUAGAAGGAUUGUUGCUAAUCGUGAAGCUUAUCAGAAGCGCAAUGAGAAAAAGGUAGAAAGUGAGAAGAGGUAUUAUGAAGAUAAGACAUUUGUUAGUGGCGACUAAUAGUUUGAUCCAAGCAAGAUCUACAACUAAUUCUGAUAUUUCACGCGGCAUGGUGGCUUUGGCAUUUCAUUUUGAUGCUCUUUUGCAUCUACCCGUUCAACCUAUGGGUUAAUCUUGUAAGCGUUUUGUUUGAGAGUAUCAUAUAUUAGUAAAGGUGUAUUUCUUUGCAUCUAUUCUUGUUAGCAGUUCUGGAAAAUUUGCAACAGCUCCAUGUCCACUACAAAUUUUCCACAUUUCUUCUCAAAUUUUUAUUAUUAUAAAGUCGGAAAGGAAGGUUAAAGUAAAUUGAGCUUUAGGGUUUGAUUAUAAUAUUUUGCAACAUUUUAUAAUUUAUAUGAUGCAUUUUUGAGUUU
Cryptomeria japonica (Japanese cedar) is the source of this 1792-nucleotide messenger RNA. Its product is annotated as ethanolamine-phosphate cytidylyltransferase. The transcript is spliced from 9 exons. NCBI's taxonomy places the organism in Eukaryota, Viridiplantae, Streptophyta, Pinopsida, Cupressales, Cupressaceae. Gene Ontology annotation, cellular component: cytoplasm. Bases 177 to 1439 code for a protein of 420 amino acids. The record is from RefSeq and is a predicted model, not a curated record. Gene Ontology annotation, molecular function: ethanolamine-phosphate cytidylyltransferase activity. Gene Ontology annotation, biological process: phosphatidylethanolamine biosynthetic process.